AAAUAUCUGUACCUGACAUUUAAUUUAAUAUUUUCUACUGUAUAUGUAAUAAGGUUCAAAACAUUUCGAAGUGAAAUUUACAAUGUAGUUUUGUACUUUGACCAUCAGACUUUUUAUUUGGACUUUGGCAUCAGUUAUUUUUUGUUUCGCAUAUUUUAAGUGCAAGCGGCAUCCAUGUUUUCUAAUUACAGAGAUACAUGAUAAAGUAAAUGGAUAUUAUAAAAGGCGUUGGAAAGUGCUAGUCAUUAAUGUGUUGACCGAUAUUUAGUACAUAUACAUCAAUUUUCGUGAUACAAAGUUAUUUCACUAAUACAGUGUAAACAAAAAAAACGACAGAAAAUGUUUUCACGAUCGGUGCUCAAAGGUGUAAAAUGUCAGAAAAUGUUGCGAACUUUCUCAUCAAAUUCAGAACUCGCUAUGGGCUACAACUUUGAAUUAACAGAUACUCAAAGGGAGAUGCAAGAGUUAGCACGCAAGUUUACAAAAGAAGAAAUUAUUCCAGUAGCUGCUGAACAUGAUCGGACUGGAAAAUAUCCAUGGGAUAUUAUUAAAAAAGCUUGGAGUUUGGGUCUGAUUAAUAAGGAAAUUCCUCAAUACUGCGGGGGAAUGGGACUUGGCACUUUCACAAAUUGUCUAGUUGCUGAAGAAUUUGCUUAUGGUUGUACAGGAAUAUCGACGGCAAUAGAAGGAUCAGGAUUGGGUCAAGCUCCGGUAAUUUUAGCUGGUACAAAAGAGCAACACAAGAAGUAUCUUGGAAGAUUUCUCGAAGAACCACUUGUAUCUGCCUACUGCGUUACUGAACCCGGUGCUGGAUCAGAUGUAGCAGGUAUUAAAUUAAAGGCUGAAAAAAAAGGAAAUGAAUGGGUCCUUAAUGGUACCAAAAUGUGGAUAACAAACGGCGGUGUUGCUAAUUGGUACUUUGUAUUGGCUAGAUCAAAUCCUGAUCCACAAGUACCACCUAAUAAAGCUUUUACAGCUUUCAUCGUCGAACGUGAAAGCGAAGGCUUGACACCCGGCCGCAAGGAAAUAAACAUGGGUCAAAGAGCUUCUGAUACACGAAUGAUAACUUUCGAAGACGUACGGGUUCCAGAGGAAAAUGUUUUGGGCAAAGAGGGCGAAGGUUUUAAAAUUGCUAUGCGAACCUUUGACAAAACUAGACCCGCGGUGGCAUGUGCAGCUGUUGGUUUGGCUCAAAGAGCACUAGAUGAGGCCACGAAAUAUGCAUUGGAACGUAAAACCUUCAACAAACCAAUAGCAGAUCAUCAAGCAGUGGCAUUUAUGUUAGCGGACAUGAUGAUUGGCGUUGAAACGGCCAGACUGGCCUGGAUGAAAGCUGCUUGGGCAUGCGAGCGAGGUCUUCCAGCCGGAACACUUGCCAGCGUUGCAAAAUGUUAUGGUGCCGACGUAGCCAAUAAGUGUGCAACGGACGCUGUGCAAAUUUUCGGUGGUGCUGGUUUUAACACCGAGUACCCGGUAGAAAAAUUGAUGCGAGAUGCAAAGAUAUAUCAAAUAUACGAGGGUACAGCGCAAAUUCAAAGACUGAUCAUUUCUCGUGCUAUUUUUGCCGAGGCUAAACAAAGAGCCGGCUAAGCGAUUAAAUUAGAUUACAAAUGUUGAAACUUAUACUUGAAUGAAUUUUACAUUUAAGAAAAUGUAUAUACGUCACAGUAGUAAGCGUUAAUCAUUGUGAAAGUAUUUUAUCAUUGUUAUGAUAUAUCAACAUAUAUUUUUAUACAAAUUUAUGUCUAUUAAGAACAAACAUUUUAUAACUUUUAAUACAGCGCCUUCAUUGUAUCAGGUUUUUUCUACUGUUUAAUAAAAUUGCAUAAAAAUAU
This is a messenger RNA of Megalopta genalis, 1835 nucleotides long. It is a transcript of the gene Mcad, whose product is annotated as Medium-chain acyl-CoA dehydrogenase. The record is from RefSeq and is a predicted model, not a curated record. NCBI's taxonomy places the organism in Eukaryota, Metazoa, Arthropoda, Insecta, Hymenoptera, Halictidae. Gene Ontology annotation, cellular component: mitochondrion; cytoplasm. Gene Ontology annotation, biological process: medium-chain fatty acid catabolic process. Gene Ontology annotation, molecular function: medium-chain fatty acyl-CoA dehydrogenase activity; flavin adenine dinucleotide binding.